GGGUCCUGGGCCUUAGGGGUGACCCGGCCCCACCUCUUGCUCCCAGGGCUAGCCCGUGUCACUGCCACACUGCCUGUUUCCCAAGGGAGGAAACAGACCCAGAAAAUGUUAAACUCGCCUAAGUCCACAGUGGGAGGUGGAGUCAGUCAAGGCUGGGAGCGGAAAUCAUAGUUGCAAAAGUUUGCAGUGGCUUCUAAGUCUUACAUUCCGAAGUCCCAAAUCAGGGCCUCUCCUCCGGGAGAAUCCAGGGAAGAGUGCCUGGAUACGUAAGAGUUCAGUGUGGGAAGAACCCAGGCUGGGCCGGGGAGAAUUUUGAGCAGGGGGAAAGUAACAAGCAUGUCCUGCGUUGCACGUGGGCCUGACACCGAAGGACUCGGUCUUUUCAAUCCGGAAGAUGUUCGUGAGGAUGAGCGAGCGACUUGGCCCUGAGUAAAUAAGGACGGAAUGGCGCCUCUCGCUGAAACAAGACAUUACUUCCGCCGCCCCAAACAAGGAUGGAACAGCAAACGAGCAGUGCACUUCCGCCCGGAAGGAGGCCGACAGAAAGCACUUCCGCCAUCUCUUAAGAUGGCGCCGGCGGAAGGGGCGGAGAACCGCUGGGUGGUGAUGGCAGCGUCGCGGUUGGAGCUGAACCUGGUGCGGCUACUGUGUCGGUGCGAGGCGAUGGCAGCGGAGAAGCGGGACCCGGACGAGUGGCGUCUGGAAAAGUACGUGGGAGCCCUCGAGGACAUGUUGCAGGCCCUGAAAGCCCAGGCGAGCAAACCGGCCUCAGAGGUGAUCAAUGAAUAUUCUCGCAAGGUAGAUUUUCUGAAGGGGAUGCUGCAGGCAGAGAAGCUGACCUCCUCCUCAGAGAAGGCACUAGCCAACCAGUUCCUGGCCCCUGGCCGUGUGCCAACCACAGCCAAGGAGCGGGUGCCUGCCACAAAGACAUUGCAUCUACAGUCACGGGCACGGUACACCAAUGAGAUGCGGAGUGAGCUGCUAGGCACGGACUUUACUGGAGAGCCUGAACUGGAUGUGAGGAAGAGAACUGGGGUGGCAGGGCCCAGGCCAGGGGAUGAGAAGCAGUCAGCAGCCGAGCUAGACCUCGUCCUGCAGCGACACCAGAACCUCCAGGAGAAGCUGGCGGAGGAGAUGCUAGGCCUGGCCCGGAGCCUCAAGACCAACACACUGGCUGCCCAGAGUGUCAUCAAGAAGGACAACCAGACCCUGUCACACUCACUCAAGAUGGCUGACCAGAACCUGGAGAAGCUGAAGACAGAAUCUGAGAGGUUGGAGCAACAUACACAGAAGUCAGUCAACUGGCUGCUCUGGGCCAUGCUUAUUAUUGUCUGCUUCAUCUUCAUCAGCAUGAUCCUCUUCAUCCGUAUCAUGCCCAAACUCAAAUAAAGACCUGGCCUGAUCCAUC
This is a messenger RNA of Vicugna pacos (alpaca), 1408 nucleotides long. RefSeq names its product unconventional SNARE in the ER 1 (gene USE1). Gene Ontology annotation, molecular function: SNAP receptor activity. The record is from RefSeq and is a predicted model, not a curated record. Gene Ontology annotation, biological process: retrograde vesicle-mediated transport, Golgi to endoplasmic reticulum. NCBI's taxonomy places the organism in Eukaryota, Metazoa, Chordata, Mammalia, Artiodactyla, Camelidae. Gene Ontology annotation, cellular component: SNARE complex; endoplasmic reticulum.